This is a messenger RNA of Xiphophorus maculatus (southern platyfish), 3422 nucleotides long. RefSeq names its product GEM interacting protein (gene gmip). Bases 227 to 3313 code for a protein of 1028 amino acids. Gene Ontology annotation, cellular component: plasma membrane. Gene Ontology annotation, biological process: signal transduction; negative regulation of GTPase activity; activation of GTPase activity. Lineage: Eukaryota; Metazoa; Chordata; Actinopteri; Cyprinodontiformes; Poeciliidae. The record is from RefSeq and is a predicted model, not a curated record. Gene Ontology annotation, molecular function: GTPase activator activity. The transcript has 21 exons.
UCUAGCAGAGGAAGAUCUUUUGAGAGAUUUAACGGUAGCAAGGUCAGGGCUGUGUGCUGAUCAUUUUCUGCUACUGUACUCCUGCGCAUACACGGUCUGGAUCAACUUUUCAGCCAUUGCAACGGCUCUUUUUUUGUUUUUUAAGUGAUAUAUUGUUGAAUGAAUGCAGGUGCAAUGAUGUGUGAGUGUAUCUAGGGUCUAGCUGGUACGUGGAAAGUGAGGAGAAAUGGAAGAAGGAGUGUUAAACAAGGAUUCUUCUCAAACUAUAGAGUUGAGGAAGGUGCCUCAAAAGUCUGAAACCAAGCGAUACAGUGAGAUCUUCAGGGAUUUUGAUAAUCUUGAUCUCUCCUUAAUCUCCUCAGAAGAUCUGCUAACAGACAGCGACUGCCAAUUCAUCUCUGAAUCCAGUGAAUCUGGAGACGGUGCAGAGAUCACAGAGCAAAAUGACGAACAUAUUGGUGCUGAGGCAGGUGAAGGCGAUGGAUGCCUAAGAGCCCAGGAAGCAGACUUGGCCCUCUUUCGCUGUGAGGAUGGAGUGGAGACGGCACUGCAGUAUGCCAAGAUGUGGUGCCGCUACGCCAAGGACCUUCUUGCCUGGAUGGAGAAGAGAAUCAGCUUGGAGCAAGAAUUUGCAAAAAAUGUGAUGAAGGCAGCAGAAGGAGCAAAGGUCAGCGUGACACAACAGGAAAUGAUGCCACUACAGUAUAUCUACACCAUGACUUUGGAACAAGAUAUAAAGAAUAGUUUGACCUCUAGAAGGACUUCAGAACUCCUGCAAAACCGGUGUUACCAGGCUUUGGCUGACAAGAGGACUGAGAUCGAUAAGUGGCGGAGAGAGUUUAAAGAUCAGUGGGCAAGGGCGCAAAGGAAGAUGAGUGAUGCAGUCACGGCUCUCAAAAAGGCCAAGCAUCAAUACUUCCAACGCUGUGAUGAACUGGAAAAGGCAAAAGCGGUCUCAGCGAAAGCGGUGGAUGACACAGUUGGAGUAAAAACACUCGACAAGAGAAGGAAGUCCAAGGAUGAAGCACAGUCAAAAGUAUUAGAGACAGAACUUCUCUACCGACAGUGUGUGAGUGACGCCAAGUUAACCCAAGAUGAAUUAGUGAAGUCCAAAGAAAGAAUCAUUACUCACACUCGCAAGCUCAUCUGUCAGGGAGACAAUUUGCUCAAAGAGGUCACAGUCAAUAUGUUCUACUACCAGCGGCAGCAAACAGAGCCCAUGCCUCUUGGGUAUCAAAACCUUGAGUUGACUUGCAGGACUGUGGAGCCUGGCGAACCCUAUCUGCUUUACAUCCUCAGCAGGCGUCGGCCUGAGCAAACUCUCCAAACGUUCAGCUUUCAAGACUACACUCCUCAGGGUAAAAGCAACAGAAGAAAACCCAGCAACAUUCUCAGCCCUCUGCAGGACUCAAUACCCACAAUUGAGGAUAGUCCUUAUAAACGAUCCAUCGAUGGCAGGAGAACGGGGCACAGUGACAGUGAGAGUAUGGGAGGCAGUUUGGAAUCCCUCUCAAGCCCUGCUCAUAGAAGACUGCCCAAAACAUUAUCUACUUUGACAGUGUCAUCGGAUGACCUGGAAGUAUCAGACAUGGUGUCAGAAUCAGACUAUGCUGAUGGCCAGUCUGUGAAAACACGAAUGUUUUCUCGAGCUGCGCUGACGCAUCGGCUCAAAAAAAUGAAGAGCAAGAUGGCUAAAUGCAAACAGUGUGAUAACUACAUUGUUGUCAGUGGGGUUGAAUGUGAGGAGUGUGGGCUGGCUUUCCACAGAAAGUGUAUGGAAGUGUGUCAACUAGAGUGUGAGCAGAAGAAAGGUACCGUAUUUGGAGUGGACCUCUCUGUGAUCUUACAAGACCGGCCGGAUGAGGUGCCAUUUGUUGUUCGAUGCUGCACAAAUGAGAUUGAAAGUCGUGCGCUUUCUGUUCAGGGGGUGUAUCGUGUGAGUGGAUCCAAACCUCGCAUUCAGAAGCUCUGCCAGACGUUUGAGACACAAAAGGACCAGGUUGACCUCUCUGAUCACUCGCCACAUGACAUCACAUCUAUCCUUAAGCACUUCUUCAAGGAGCUACCAGAGCCUCUAUUAACCUUUGACCUGUACAAUGAAUUCAUCGGGGCGGGAAAGACCAUUCAGCACCUGAGUGAAAAGGAAACCUCACCAGAACCCAACGAGAUAUUGGACAUUAUUCACAAACUACAAAAGCUACUGAAAAAGCUCCCUUCACAUUACUACUCAACUUUGCAGUACCUUAUUUCUCAUCUGCAAAGAGUUUCAGAGAACUAUGACAACAAGAUGUCACCUAGCAAUCUAGGUAUUGUGUUUGGACCGACAUUAUUGCGCCCUCUAGUGUCUACGGACAUGUCAAUGAUUGCCCUUCUGGAGACGAGCUACCAGGCGAUGCUUGUGGAGUUCCUCAUUGCACAUCACGACAGGAUUUUUGGAAUGGAGCAGAGCAUGAACACACCCCCUCCGCCAGCCCCCACAGCACCUCUCCCAGAAACCCCACCCAGAGCUUCCUGUCCCCUGGAUGGAGUCGAGGCAGACUUGCAACUUGACACUUCCCCCAAAGAGCGUCCACAGUCUCUAGAGAGCCGAGUUAUCAAGAGAGACUCGAGCGAGGGUUAUAUCUCUGACAAGUCUUCAUCCAAUGAGGCAGUGGACCAGCUCGGCCCUGAAGCCAAUGAGAGCGCAGUCCUGGCUAUGAAAGCAACAUCAAGCAAUCCUCAAGGCAAAGCUGCAGGAAAAUCUUCCUCAGAUUCAGGCACACAGCCACAUUAUCGUUUUACUAGACAGCCUGUGAAGCAUCACCGGUUUCAAAACCUAGGAACCCGAUUCUCUAACCCAGACUGUGCAACGAAACAGCCAGCGACUCCCAAAAGGGCAAAUUAUCGUAGUGCAAACAACAGCCGCAGCUCCUCUCCAGACCCUGGAUCGCAGAGAUUUCUGCAAAACUUAGAGGGCCACUGUGAUAUCAUUCAGCAACCCCACCAGGUCACCACUACAGCAGAGGGUACGGUCAAUGCUCCUCUGAGUCCCCGAGAGGUUGUGCAGUACAUGCUGGGAGUGGAUUCCACGGUAACAUCACCAGGAGCUGCAUUAUCAUCCAGUACAACAGAGAGGUCCACUCAAGAAAUGACAAGAUGGAGUCAAGCAGAUCACAAAGUAAAUGUGAACAGUGUUGGACAGAACCGCAUUCAUUAUCCGUGUCCGAGGACCAGCUCUGCUGAGCACAACAUGACCUCGCCAGCCCAGAAGAUCCUGUCUAGUUUGAAGCUGAGACGCAGCCACUCAGAGAAGGAGGAGCAGCUCUUUGUUUGAGGGAAAGGGACAUUUUUAGACAACAUAACGAUUUACAUACACUGAAAAACUGCAAUUAUUUUACACUGUGUGUAAAAAAAAAAACAGAAAAGAAAAGAAAAAAACAAAA